Messenger RNA from Thermothelomyces thermophilus ATCC 42464, 2430 nucleotides. RefSeq lists its product as uncharacterized. The transcript is spliced from 3 exons. The record is from RefSeq and is a predicted model, not a curated record. Gene Ontology annotation, molecular function: phosphatase activity. NCBI's taxonomy places the organism in Eukaryota, Fungi, Ascomycota, Sordariomycetes, Sordariales, Chaetomiaceae. The coding region runs from base 1 to 2430 and encodes 809 amino acids. Gene Ontology annotation, biological process: dephosphorylation.
AUGUCGGUUCCGCAGAGCAAGCACGUCUUCCGCAACGUGCACGCCUUACGAGGCGGGAAACCCGAGCUCGGUGAUCUGGCGCUGAAUGACUACCAUCUCGUUUUCCAGUUUCCUCCCGAAUCCGCGACUACCGCCGACCCGCAGUUGAAGAAGCGGGUCAGGCAGGCCUGGUUUGCUUUUCAUGUCAUAGGCCACUGCACACUGCGGCUGACUGCUCCCGCGAGCGGUGUGCCCUCGUCGAUACGCAUCCGUUUCCGGGAUUUCACCUUUGUGUGUUUCAAUUUUGCCGAGGACAAACAGGCCCGGGAGGCCUUCGAGUUCAUCCGCGCGAGGACGUGCAGGCUGGGGAGCAUAGAGAACCUUCUGGCCUUCAACUACACUCCGCCGCCAGGUUCUCCCGAGAACAAGAUCAACGGUUGGGAUCUGUACGAUGCGAGGGCCGAAUUCAGGCGGCAGGGUAUCAGCGAGAAGUCAGCGGACCUUGGGUGGAGGAUAACCAACAUCAACAAGGACUAUACCUUCUCCCCGACCUACCCGGCCGUAUUAGUGGUGCCGUCCAGAAUCUCGGAUAACACGCUCAAGUACGCUGCCGCGUUUCGCUCCCGCGCCCGGAUACCGACGCUCAGUUACCUCCAUCCCGUCAAUAACUGCACCAUAACCCGCAGUUCGCAGCCGUUCGUGGGGCUUCGGGGGAAGCGCAGCAUCCAAGAUGAGCGCCUCGUCGGGGCUUGCUUUUCUGCCUCUAUGGACUCUCUCGAUGUCGCUCUUUCCGCCAACACGGACCGCAGCCCGUCGUCCAGCCACGUGGAUCUGAGCGCCGAGAGCGCGGAUUCUGACGCGUCGUUGUCAGAAACGGAGCGGAUGCGGAUGGAGGACGAGCUCAUUGCUGGCACCAACGCGCAGUACGACGAAAAGACGGGCAAGCGACUGAUAUACGGUGCGCAGCAACACAACCUCAUCGUCGACGCCCGGCCUGCGAUCAACUCGUAUGCCAUGCAGGCGAUAGGGAUGGGGUCGGAGAACAUGGACUACUACAGAUUUGCCAAGAAGGUUUUCCUAAAUAUAGACAAUAUUCACGUCAUGAGGGAUUCCCUGGAAAAGGUCGUCAACGCUAUCAAGGACGCCGACAUUUCACCCUUGCCCCCCAACCGAGACCUCCUGGCCAAAAGCAAAUGGCUGAAGCACAUUAGCGGCAUCCUGGACGGCUCGGCUAUCAUCGCGCGGCAGGUUGGCAUCCAGCAUUCCCAUGUGCUCAUCCACUGCUCGGACGGCUGGGACCGGACGAGCCAGCUGAGCGCCCUGGCCCAGCUGAUGCUUGACCCCUAUUAUCGCACCAUCGACGGUUUCAUUGUCUUGGUCGAGAAGGAAUGGCUCUCGUUUGGGCACAUGUUCCAAUUGCGGUCCGGCCACAUGAGUCACGAGAGCUGGUUCACCGUGGAUAGCGACGCGUUGGCCGGCUCAACGAUCCGACCCGGCGAGAGCGAGGGUCGGGGAGACGCUAUCGAGAGCGCUUUUGCAAGCGCAAAGCGGCUGUGGAACAAGAGUAUGGGUACCGAGAAAGAUACGCCCCCCCCAGAAGCGGAGGAAUCUUUGGCGGCGGACGACUCGAAGCAGGGUUACGCUCCCAUUACCGAAGAUCACGCCACGAGGCCCAGGGACGUGUCGCCCGUCUUUCACCAGUUCCUCGACGCCACGUACCAGCUCCUGCGGCAACACCCGACGCGGUUUGAAUUUAAUGAACGCAUGCUUCGGCGCUUACUCUAUCACGUGUACUCGUGCCAAUACGGCACCUUUCUGUUCAACAACGAGCGGCAGCGCCGCGAGGCGAAGCUGCAUGAGCGCACUCGCAGCGUAUGGGCUUACUUUUUAAGUCGCCGCCAGGAGUUCACUAACGACCAAUAUGACCCGACUAUCGAUGAUCACAUAAAAGGCCGGGAGCGGCUCAUCUUCCCGCGGCUGGGCGAGGUGCGAUGGUGGUAUCAGCUUUUCAAUCGCACCGACGACGAGAUGAACGGCGACAUCAAUGCUUCUCUCGCCACAGCAGAGCGCGUUGCAGCCUAUCAGGCCGCAUCGGGGCUGUCAGAGCCUGGUGUUGGUGGUGAAACCGCAAGCAGCCAGUCCGAGACCGGGUCUGGGGACUCCGCCAGUUCGUCUCGCAGCUUGCAACCUCCGGGAUUGACGGCGAGCCAGUCCGUUCUCGCGGGUGUCGAGACUGCUCAUGAGGCUCUAACGCCGGAAGCUAGGGCGACCGCGUCGUUGAAUCGCAGCGCUAGUACAGCCGGGAUGCCUGGUGCCCUCGGAGCCCUACAGGAUAGGCUUUCCGGGCUGGCUAUUGGGAAGGGUGUCUUUGGAAGUGCUAUGGGAAGUUCCAGCACGGGAAGGAAUCGACCGGCCGGAAACCGAAAGAGGAGGACGGAGGGCAAGAGAUGA